Molecule: messenger RNA, 4807 nt
Organism: Mycena citricolor
Lineage: Eukaryota; Fungi; Basidiomycota; Agaricomycetes; Agaricales; Mycenaceae
Source: the annotation of a GenBank genome assembly
AUGUGUCGUCACGUGAAUAGUCGGACAUGCUUUCAGUUCGACGCGUUUACUCACGUCCAAGUUCCAAAUGGGUUUCAGUGGGUAAGGAACAUCUCUCUUUUGCAGACGAGCCACUGCAUACACAAUAGCUUGGCGCGAUGGGUUAAUGCCCCUCCUCACGGAUUGAAGCUCGUCCAAGACAACAUUCUCUCCAACCACAGUGGUCAAUACAGAGGACCGUGGAACCUGCAAGUUCGCUCAUAUCGAUCUACACUGGGUCAAAUACCCGGCGUCCAGUUGCUUGCAGAAAGGACGAUGUGCGCCUUGACCAUGGACCAGAAUGUCUUUGUCCUCGUCGAAGACCCUCUGGCUCCCAGCAGAGCAGAUUUCUUGGCAGCGGUGGGUCCGAAUGGAGAACCCCCGAAUGCCCCUCGUCCUUCCCACUACCGGACGACAUUCCUAACUCUACGACCGCCAGGAGCCCUCGAACAGCUCAUGAUGCAACUCAAAGCGCGCUGGGUGCCAGUACGCGCUCCGACAGCUGGAGCGCCCCAGCGAGGACAGUCCAGCCAGCAACUUACCAUCGACGGCGCUAUCUUCGCCAUUGGCUCAGAUUGGCUGGUCCGCAUUGGCAAUGUCGUACUCGCUGGCGGCGCAGUGAAAGGAAUGCUCUUAGAAGCUGAAUAUCUUCCUCUGCCCGUCCUCCGGUCUCCUAUCGCAGAUGGUACAUCGGAGUUGUUGUCGAAUCUGCUAACCUCGAUACUUCCCAAUCUGCCUGAUGCGAAGACGGUGGCUGUUAACAUUUCGGAUGCUCAGUGGAACGACGUUCUGUUCGACGAAGACGACUCCGAAUCGCCGGGAUCGCCCGGUGACUCUGGCAUGGAGGACGAAGACAUCUUCGUCUCUGGGGAGGAGAAAUCCACAAUCUCCAGGCAAGAUUGGCUCGGAGUGAAUCGAGAUCGGCGCGCAGCUUAUCUCAUCAUUGGCGGUCUCAACUCUAUUGCCGAAUAUAUGCCCGAAAUGAGGCAGAAGUGCCCAAGUCUUGACUAUGCUUCGCACACCUUGGCCUUGAGCUCCAGGCACUGGGGCACUGGGACGCACUUCUUCGUUCGCAUGAGUACAUUACAGGCCGCGAAAGCCCGGAACGUGUGUCUUGGCAUCAGUUGGUGGACCAUCGAGAUCAUUCCCGCGACUGGCCAAGAAGGCAAUGGUCUCUUUCGCACUAUGUUCAAUCUGGGCAAACAAGCGUCCAAGCGCUGUGGUCGAGGCUACGCUACCAGUCCAAGCCAACACCGGCUUUUCUAUCAAAACAAACAACUCGAGCUCUAUGCUGCGAAGGAGGCAAACCGGCUCACAUUGAGGCAAUUGAUCUUCUUCGGUCGGUCUAUGAAUGAACAGAGACUCAUCAAGAGCGCCAAUUAUGUCCGGACGGAGCCUCCGAUUCGAAUCGCACAUAGGCUUCGAGACAUGCAGGCCUUGCCCUACAUCGUCAUGACGCAAGAGGGAGUGGACGAGGUUUAUGAGAUGUACUGGACUGCUUUCGACAAAUUACGGCGAUAUCCUCCGAUCACAACUUUCGCUGAAAACAUUAAGUUCUGCAGCAGCCUAUCCGAAGUGCUGCAAGAACACUCGACCGUUAUACCGAACCUGGCACUGGGCCUUUCUUUGGCUAGCCCGCACUUGUCUGCCGAUGCCCUGGACUCUUUCCUCCGUCGCAUGCUCAUCUCAAGGAUCUCUCGACGGGUGUUGGCCGAGCAUCACAUCGCCUUGUCUGCAAGUCUCGCGGACAAAACCACGACUUCGAAGGACUCUCAAGUGGGGAUCAUAUUCCCCGGGCUGAAUGUUCAGGAAUGUAUCGAAAGAUGUGCCCAUAUUCUGAGGGAACCCGGGGAUCAUCUACCAGAAGUUAUCGUGGAUGGUCAGCUCGGCAUUCAAUUUGCUUACAUCAGAGAGCACCUCGAAUACAUCGUGUUCGAGCUGCUGAAAAAUUCCAUCCAAGCCACCAGUCUGCUGCAUCCCUCAAACCCUCCUCCCAUCAGAGCUACGGUGUUCUCCGGAAAGGACAAUGUUGGCAUCCGUAUAUCGGAUCGGGGUGGCGGACUUGCUCACACCCGUGUCAGCUCAUGUUCCGAUCUGUUUUCUUUCUCGCAUCACCGCAAUGCAUCCCGUCUGCAAGACGGGCGGAUAGGCGCGCUGCGGUCAGCCAGCAAGAACCCACGGGGAAUGCGCGCAACGGUGGACGAACAAGUCGACCGAUGGCAACAAGAACACGAGCAGGAUUAUGGCUCAGAAGACGAGGAAGGAAGACAGCGGAUUGGGAUUGGGCUGCCCAUGAGCAACAUCUUUGCGACGUAUUUUGGUGGAUCCUUGGAUCUUGUCUCUCUGAACGGCCUGGGUAUGAUGUAUAUGGUUCCGCUACCUGCGGUGUCACUGACACUGGGCAGGAACGGAUGUCUAUCUCCGUCUUCCGAAACUCGGCACAAACUUGGAGGGCAUCGAAGUUUAGAAACGUUCUUGAAUUUCUUGAUUUUCGCUUGUGUGCUAGCACCUACUCCCUGGCACGCUGCGACGGCGGCAACCAUUGGAUUGAUCAAUUCGGCUGGGAGGCAGCCGAAACUGUAUGGGCGUUUACAAGGACUUCUCGGAGAUGAUCCAUGUUUGCGUCCCGCUCUCCCUGUCUCUCUCUCUCGUCCUUCCAACUGCCGCAAUUGGGCUGGAUACGUGCAGGAUUCACGGGACGCAGGGAUGGAUGAUUCCCCUCCGGCGUACUCCAGGGAUUAUGUCCACCCGAUGGCUCUGAAGAGUCUGCCCCUCGAGUCUAGAAAGGCACCAAUUAGAGACGGAUUCGCCAGGCCUUUACCCCUCCCUCCUGGAGCCGACACAAAGCCGGGUACGGCCCCACUACGGAUCCACAAAAAGUCGCAAUCGACCGCACCCACAUCAUAUCACCAGGCUGCCGGUCCUGAUAGUCACAUUUGCCCUCCUUCACGAGCUGGAUACCCAGCAUACCCACCCCCUCCUCCUCCUGGGGUCGAUAGAUCCAGCAUACCCGCAACUGCGGCCAUAAUCGACCCAAAUUCAUUUUACAAGGCAAUUAUCGCGCCCGCUGCCGCAGCGCAGCACAUCCACAAUAGCGUCCAGACAACAUUCGUCCGUGCACGCAGUGGCCCCAUGUCUUCUCGCAACGGGAGUAUUCGAAGUCCGUCGGCUGCGUCCUUCCAGCCCAACUCUGCAGGACCGAGAGCACCUGGUUCCAAUGUCACCUCUUCGAAUUCCGACUACGUCUACUUUGACCGCUCGACGGCUGGUUUCGAAGCCGUUCUACCCAAAGCGAAAGGAGCGCAGAUGAAACUGGAGCACUACUAUAAAGUAGCUGUUGACUCUGCCAUCGAACGAAACACGAGACGCGUGGAGCUGGAGCGGAAACUACAAACCGACAACACGACAUCUGAGGAGCGAAAGCACCGCCAACUACUGCAGUUGGGCAAGAAAGAGUCGACCUUCCUUCGCCUGCGGCGCACAAAGCUUGGACUAGACGAUUUCCGCACGGUUAAAGUGAUUGGGAAGGGAGCGUUCGGUGAAGUUCGUCUUGUCCAAAAGGCCGACACAGGGAAGAUCUAUGCUAUGAAAAUGCUCCGGAAGGAAGAAAUGUUGAAGAAAGAUCAGCUGGCCCACGUCCGAGCGGAGAGAGAUGUUCUGGCUGAAUCUGCGUCCGAAUGGAUCGUGCAGCUGUAUUACAGCUUUCAGGAUCCAACUUACCUCUAUCUCAUCAUGGAAUUCAUACCAGGUGGAGACCUGAUGACCAUGCUCAUCAAAUACGAUACAUUUUCGGAGGAUGUGACAAGAUUCUACAUGGCAGAAUGUGUUUUGGCUAUUGAGAGCGUGCACCAGAUGGGAUACAUUCACCGGGAUAUUAAACCCGACAACAUCUUGAUUGACAAGGAUGGACAUGUGAAACUCAGCGACUUUGGAUUAUCGACAGGUUUCCAUAAGCAGCACGACUCAAAUUAUUACCAGCGCUUGCUGGACAAUGCGCACAAAGAUCCAUCCCAAGCGUCUCGGAACAGCGUCAUGGUCAACUCCAUCAAUCUGACAAUGACGAACGAACAAAUCCAGACGUGGAAAGCCAACCGGCGAAAACUGGCGUACUCGACUGUUGGGACCCCAGACUACAUCGCACCAGAAAUCUUCCAGCAAAACGGCUACGGCAAAGAAUGUGACUGGUGGUCACUGGGUGCGAUCGCAUUCGAGUGCCUUGUUGGGUACCCGCCAUUCUGCUCAGAAUCGACGCACGAGACGUAUCAGAAGAUUAUACAGUGGCAACACCAUCUCAUCUUCCCUGAUGAUGUGCACUUGAGUCGCCCCGCUGAAGAUCUUAUCCGUCGUUUGAUUACUUCUGCGGAUCGCCGCCUCAGUGUCGACUGGGGGACCCUGCGCAGUAUCGAUUCCCCCUUUGUGCCGCAUCUGAGGUCAAUCACCGACACGUCGUAUUUCCCGACAGACCAACUCGAACAGGUCCCCGAGGAGAUCCCUGCAGACGCGGCAGACGCUGCGGCCAACAAGGAUCUUGCCUUUUUGGGGUACACAUUCAAGCGCUUCUCCAUCUCCAACACAUUUUAGAUACAGGGUACUGUUCGCACGUGUAUUUAUACUCAUCUCAAAUAAACCGAACCUCUGCACUUCUGCAUCCAAUGUCCUAACGGCAUUUGCAUGACUCAUCAUCCCAUCUGUGAUAAUCGGCGAUCCCAACCAAUGACACGAAUCAUGUUCCUGCUCCAUCUGUUGUACCGUAGAAGCAGACUUGCUGUUCACCGCAGAACAAUGUCAU